CCCACGAGUAGGGAAAAAAUGUCCCUUGCCCAGGGGCUUGAGAGUCAUAGAGCUCGGAAAAGACCCAGGGUGUUCCUGGGAAACCUGAUGCCCUCUCUCCUGCCUUAUUCUGAGCUCAGCAGCUCAGCCCCCUUGGGCGGUUGCCCCAUCCCAUCUCCUGAUCUAAGUGCAGCACUGACAGCUCACAGGCUAGAGGGAGAUUGCAGGAGGGCAGCCUCAUUGUGACCUAGAGACAACAUCAGCGCCUGCCUGAUGCCAGAGCAGCAACCUGCCCUCAGGUGUAGCCUGGGUACUUGUUUCUGGUUUGAGAGUGUCAGUGGUUCUUAGUGCCUGAGCCUGGCGAAAUGAGUUCACUCCUCCUAUAUGUCAACUCUGCCUCCUGCCUAACGAUCCUGAAAUUCACGCUGCUCUUUCUUGUCUUUUAUGCUGUGCUGAGGCUCCCCAGAUCUGAGGCCAUGGCUGUGGGCAGCCUGCUCUUCCUGGCGGUGCUGGUCAUUGUGCACCACCCCCCGAGGGUCAGUGACAAGCAGGACCUGGCAACAGUGCAGCGGGCGCAGCAGCAGGAGCAGCGGCUGGCCCUGGAGAUGACGCACCUGGAGCUGGAGUUUGAGCAGAGGAACCAAGCGAAGAGACCGGGCCCACACCAGAGCCUGGGGCCAAACCAGAGCCAGGGGAAGAAGGGGCCGAAUACGUGGCCUGGGAUGGGUGGCCCUGUGCGCUCCUGGUUAUUCUCCUGAUCUUUGAGCUCUGCAUGCCAAGCCUGGAGCCCGAGUCCAGCUAUGACUCCGGCAGCGAGGAUACCAGCAGCGAGGAGGAGGAGGACGAUGCCGAAGCAGGGCCCGGGGGCUCCUGCACCUGUCAUACUGACUUCCCCGACAGAGCGGCCCUGUGGCACUGUUAUGAACAGCACC
This is a messenger RNA of Mauremys reevesii (Reeves's turtle), 911 nucleotides long. RefSeq names its product inositol 1,4,5-trisphosphate receptor-interacting protein-like 1. NCBI's taxonomy places the organism in Eukaryota, Metazoa, Chordata, Testudines, Geoemydidae. The record is from RefSeq and is a predicted model, not a curated record. The coding region runs from base 345 to 737 and encodes 130 amino acids. The transcript has 2 exons.